UCAAACUUCAAUCAGAUGCUCAGACUCGCACUCCUCUGCUCAGUGUAGCGCCGCGUGGGCGAGGGCCCUACCUGGAUUACCCUGAGCGUACAUGUUUGUGGGACACACGAAAAGAGGGAAGGAGAGACUGAAAGAGAGAGUUAAGUGACGACAGAAGCUCCACUGGAAGAUGUACUUGUACAAAGCGACGUGUCCAGAGAUCCCCAACCCAAAGCAGAAGGGCGCCAGGGGUCAGGGCGGAGGUCAGGGUGGGAUCCAGGCCCAGGGCCCGGCUCAGGGGAGGCUCGUCAGGCAGGCGUCCGUGGGCGCGGCGACGCGGCCGUACGCUCCUCUGAUGCUGUGGACUCCCAACAAGACCAAGAGUGUGGUGGAGCUCAAACAGCUGGAGGAGUUUCUCAACUUCCACUCGCUGUCGCUGCAGGAUACGGUGAAGAGUCAGACCGGAAUGGUCUACAGGAACCUUGGAAAAUCAGGACUGAGAGUGUCUUGCUUAGGACUGGGUACGUGGGUGACGUUUGGGGGACAGAUAACAGAUGAGGUGGCAGAGCAGCUGAUGACCAUCGCCUAUGAGAGCGGAGUCAACCUGUUCGACACAGCCGAGGUCUACGCAGGCGGCAGGGCUGAAGUCAUUCUGGGAAACAUUAUCAAGAAGAAGUGCUGGAGGCGGUCCAGCUUGGUCAUCACUACUAAACUCUAUUGGGGAGGAAAAGCGGAAACAGAGCGAGGACUGUCGAGGAAACACAUUAUUGAAGGUCUGAAAGGCUCCCUACAGAGGAUGCAGUUGGAGUAUGUCGAUGUAGUUUUUGCCAACCGACCAGACAGCAACACCCCCAUGGAGGAGAUUGUUCGAGCUAUGACCUACGUGAUAAACCAAGGCAUGGCGAUGUACUGGGGGACGUCCCGAUGGACCGCCAUGGAGAUUAUGGAGGCUUAUUCUGUGGCAAGACAGUUUAAUCUGAUCCCUCCAGUGUGUGAGCAAGCUGAGUAUCAUCUCUUCCAGAGGGAGAAAGUUGAGGUGCAACUGCCUGAACUUUACCAUAAGAUAGGAGUUGGGGCCAUGACGUGGUCGCCGCUGGCGUGCGGCAUCAUCACGGGAAAGUAUGAAAAUGGCAUUCCUGAAUCAUCCCGAGCCUCCAUGAAGUCCUAUCAGUGGUUGAAGGAGAAAAUUGUAAGCGAGGACGGAAGGAAGCAACAAGCCAAGCUGAAAGAGCUCAACCACAUUGCAGAGAAGCUGGGAUGCACCCUGCCUCAGCUGGCUGUGGCGUGGUGUCUGAGAAAUGAAGGCGUCAGCUCGGUCCUUCUGGGAACGUCCAACCCUGAGCAGCUAACGGAGAACCUCGGGGCCAUACAGGUCCUCCCCAAGAUGACCUCUCAUGUGGUGUCGGACAUCGACCACAUCCUGGGCAACAGGCCGUACAGUAAGAAGGACUACCGCUCUUAGGCCAGGCUGGCGGUGGACAGCCGUACCGACCGACCGUAACCAUACCGCUACCUUGGACCCUCAGUUCAGUGUUCAUGUCCACGGUUCUCUCCCUGGACCCCACACGGCUCCAGCCCACUUCAGCUUGGAGCAGACGGCCUCGCUAAGCGCAGCGUUUCAAAACUGUCCGUUUGAAACUCGUCUUGCUCAGAUCAGCUCUCCCAGGUUCAUCUCAGGUGCAGUCCAGCUCAGCCAAGAAACAGCUU
Messenger RNA from Salarias fasciatus (jewelled blenny), 1686 nucleotides. RefSeq names its product potassium voltage-gated channel subfamily A regulatory beta subunit 1a (gene kcnab1a). The record is from RefSeq and is a predicted model, not a curated record. Gene Ontology annotation, biological process: potassium ion transport; transmembrane transport; regulation of potassium ion transmembrane transport. Lineage: Eukaryota; Metazoa; Chordata; Actinopteri; Blenniiformes; Blenniidae. Bases 170 to 1441 code for a protein of 423 amino acids. The transcript is spliced from 14 exons. Gene Ontology annotation, cellular component: juxtaparanode region of axon; voltage-gated potassium channel complex; membrane. Gene Ontology annotation, molecular function: potassium channel regulator activity; transmembrane transporter binding; voltage-gated potassium channel activity.